This is a messenger RNA of Macrosiphum euphorbiae (potato aphid), 264 nucleotides long. NCBI's taxonomy places the organism in Eukaryota, Metazoa, Arthropoda, Insecta, Hemiptera, Aphididae. The record is from the annotation of a GenBank genome assembly.
AUGGCUAACAGUGAUCAGAUGCCCAAAGUUGAUUUCAUGAAAGACAGUGAAAUCGAUAAAAGAUUACUGCAACAGAUAAAAUUUGUUGAACGCCAAAAUCUAGUUCGUGCCACUAGGUUGAACCGCAUGCGUAGAAACGCUCGUUACACAGGUUUAUUACUAGGUGGUAUUACAUUGAGCAUCUACGGGUAUUCUAUUUAUUCAAUAAAACAGGAAACAUUCUUGGACGAUUUUGAAGAACCUGCAGUAACUGUUAAACAAUAA